Messenger RNA from Drosophila erecta, 2245 nucleotides. RefSeq lists its product as uncharacterized. Gene Ontology annotation, molecular function: ubiquitin protein ligase activity. The coding region runs from base 93 to 2135 and encodes 680 amino acids. Gene Ontology annotation, biological process: positive regulation of ERAD pathway. The transcript is spliced from 3 exons. The record is from RefSeq and is a predicted model, not a curated record. NCBI's taxonomy places the organism in Eukaryota, Metazoa, Arthropoda, Insecta, Diptera, Drosophilidae.
GAAUUUGGUGUGACCAGCUGACAGCGGAGUCAAAAUGCGAGCGACUUUGGAAGUCGUUUUGGUGUUCUAGGUGAAAAAAGGCCAGCGCCACAAUGGUGAUUGGAUGUGGAACAAUGAACAACAGCCCCAAGGAUCCCUAUCGUGGUGGAGGAGGAGGCACUGGGCCCCAAGAACGCGGUGGAUCGACGGGUGUGUCCAUCAACAUCGAGAGCGACGACAAUGAAUCGACCACAGCGGAGCACGACUACCUGCUGCCUGCCUCCUCUUCGUCGGUGACCUCUGGAGGUGGCGUCGGAGGAGGAGGAGCCGUCGCCGGGGGAUCGAUCCAAACCAGCAUAAGCCUGGAGCACCACCACGUACCCACGGCGCGGAGCAGCAGCCUCAGUGGUGGUAAUGUGCGUCACGGUAACAUUCUAUCCACAUUUUUGGCCCGUCAGCGAUCGUACACGCCAGCCAGCAACAGCAGUUCUCCGAUACGGGUGACCACUCAGAUGAACCGUCGUUUGCAACAGUCCCGUAGUAUGGGCGCCAACACUGGUGGCAGUCUCGAGGAGCCUUCCAGCGCCGGAGCAGCAGGUGGACCAGGAGCAUCGCCCGGAGCUGGGGCAGGGGUUCGGCAAAUGGGCUUUUGGCGUGUCAACCUCAACGAUGUCUUUUCGCUUUCAACGGCCCCGUCGACGGAGGCACUGCGGUCCCUCAUCUCACAUUCCAAUUUCAGAUAUGCACCUGCAAACGCUGCAGCUUCCGCGGCACCAGGACCUCAGCCAGCCGCCAAUCCCGUAGACAACUCGCACAUACUGCUCGGCCAGCAGCAGCCAUCGCUCCCUGAGCCUGUCAGUCCUCUGCGAUACGGUCGCGUUGCGGCAGGAUCUGGUGCCAGCGGAGCUGGAGCUAUGGGCAGAAGUAUCUCCCUGCGUGAGGGCGAGAUGCGACACAAUCACAGCCUUAGUGGAGGACGGCACAAUGCCAGUGCCAUAGGACUAAACAGCACUCCGGCGGCCUUCGACGAACGCGAAGCAAAUGAGAGCCAAGACCUUGACGAAAGCGAUGUCAAUGGGGAUAACAGAGGCGGAAUAGUAGCAGGAGGUGGCAACCCACCAGAGCCCGCAGAGAAUCAUCCAGAAGACGAGCAUCUGAUCUCAGAUGACAUGGUGGUCCAGAUCCUCAGCCAUUUUGUUCGCUAUCUGCCGCUUAUCUUCAUACUAUUUAUCAAGUUUUUACACGACCACCUGCUGGGCAUUGUGGAUCUUCUGGUGCUGCAGACUGUGAUGUACAAUGUAAACCGAUCAGUACGCAAUCAGGUGGCCCGUCUAGCUCAGAAGAACUACGCCGUGAUGACGCGGGAUGCUUGCCUUAUUGCCGUGGUUGUCGCAGUUCGUCUAUUUCUGGCCACUGCGCCGCCGGAUCCCUUUGGUCUGAUUGUGCCACCUCCCAGGAAAUCCGCCCUAAUAGAGGUCACUACGCUGCCCGAUCAGACAAGUUCCGAAGGGGACAGCCCCACAACAGCGCCGGAACCCGGCAGGGGUGCCCUGUACAAGGAUACGUACAAAUCCCUGAACGUGAUCCCCCUGGGCAUGUUGCUCUACUAUAUAGCUGUGAGCGAUCUCAUUCUCAAACUGCUGACCAUGCUGGUCAAACUUAUAAUUACCAUGCUGCCGCACCACUUGAUGAGACUCAAAUUGCGGGCUCGACUCUAUGUGUUGGUGGAGUACACUUCCCAGUUCUACAGGGCGAUGACACCCAUUACCCAGUGGUUCCUUUUUCUCUACGAGUCCUACUCCGGCCUGGAGGUGGUCUCCGGAGGACUGCUUUCCGCACUGUACACGGCUGCCAAGAUAUUCGAGCUGGUGGAGCGCGGCAAGUCGCUUAAGAAAGCCAUUGUGACCUUCAGAAAAAAUUUUGACUCUGAGCGACAGCCGACCAAAGAUGAGCUGGAUGCCGCUGGUGCCCUGUGUCCAAUCUGCCAUGACGCCUUCAACACGCCCACAGUGCUGGGGUGCGGCCACAUUUUCUGUGAUGAGUGCGUCCAAACCUGGUUCAAGCGCGAACAGACCUGUCCGAUGUGUAGGGCCAAGGUCAGCGAUGAUCCCGCCUGGCAGGACGGCAGCACGACCUUCUUCCAUCAGUUGUACUAGCUGCGCCACCAAAGAAAUUUCCACGGAUUUCGCGUGUACAUAUAGUCGCUAGCUAGCCCUUUGUUUAAUUAAACUGACAGUUAUUAAUUAUUACUACAAGACAUGAAAUA